AUGCACAAGGCCUACGAGAUCCUCAUCACGUUACUCAAGUUUGACGUGUUCUUUUUCGUGGGCUUUGCGACCCAGAUGUUCGCGCUCGUUGGAACGACAGACCACACGUAUAUUGGUACUAUCGGCGGCCGCCAAGUGUUUCGCCAGCACUUGUUGGUCAGCCUCUCUAUCCCCGCGUCCAUUAUUCUCUUGGCCUUAGCCUUCUUUGGCGUCAUGAAAGAGAAGAAAAUCGUCUCCAUCUUUGUCAUUAUCUGCCUCGCGGCUGCCGAGCCCUACUUUAUCUAUCAGCUCGUGUAUCUCCAUUUGCCUCGGAAUCAGGACAAGUUCCAGGCCUCGCGCAAGUACCUCACCUUCUUCAUCUCGGUGACACUGGUGCUGGUGUUGAUCACCCUGUUCUUUAUGAUAUACUGCUACCGGAAUUACGGUAAGGGUCUAUUGAUCUCCGAGAAGAGCAGGAUCAUCACGCCCAAGAAGCCUUUCGAAAUCGACGAGGAUCCUAUCGAGUCUGAGCCUUCAAUCCCCAUGGAAUACAACCAUGGCGACGACGGAGCCACCCAGAAUCUGAUGGCCUACCCUGCGCUCAAGAAAAUCCAGGAUACCUAUCACAUCAAGCCCAACUCUGAUCACUCGUCUACGACCUCUCAACCCCCACGAAAAGCCGGUUCUCCUCGGAAUGAACGGUCGUACGAUGACAAGAUGGAGAUCGAGUAG
This is a messenger RNA of Linnemannia hyalina, 711 nucleotides long. The record is from the annotation of a GenBank genome assembly. NCBI's taxonomy places the organism in Eukaryota, Fungi, Mortierellomycota, Mortierellomycetes, Mortierellales, Mortierellaceae.